AUGAGGAAAUACAGAGGUGGGAAGAUCAAACGGAAUGAACUUCCUUCCCUAAGUGGCAUGACUGAAAGGGGGAAAGGAGGACACAGGAGAAGAUCCGCUGUGUACUACCCCAUUGGAACUUCUUCCAGAUCUGAGAUAAAUGAAAUGCUCAUUCUAUUGAACAAGUACCAAAGGGAUAUGUCCUUUAUGAAGUAUCUUUUUGUGGCUAACUGUGUAAUUAUGGCGAUUCUAAUUUCGGGUUCUGUGCAUCUACUUUGGGGUGAUUCUAUGAAUAAAUACAUCUUAACCAAAAUUGAGAAGCUACUUACCGAAGUGAAGAACUCAUCCAAGACGCAGACAAUCAUGAAAGGAAUCCUGAGUGAUCUCCUAUGCAGUGUAGUAAAUGAUGAGAAAAACAAGAAUGCAACCAAGAAGUUUUUCUUGGAUACCCUCCAAAAUUCAAAGACAGAAAUGGGAAGUGUAUUCACAGAUGUACUACAAACGGAGCAUGUAAGGAACAGCCUUAAGAAUGUCUUUCAGGAGGUUUCUAGUUAUCUCAGCAGGAAUGAGCAGAUGCAUAUGAAAGUAUACCACCUCCUGUCCCAGGCGAUACACUUACCUAUCGCUAUAAACACGUCUAAGAGGUGGCUAAACAAUCUUCUCAAAUCAGAGAGCGUAACAAGCAAUGUUAGAGAAGUCCUACGUAAUGAGGUUUUUAAAAACGAUCAGGUGGUUAACGAUUCCGUAUUGUUUGUUCAGAAUGCCCUCCUCACUGCCUUGCAAGAUAAGGAGACAAAGGAGGCGAGUAAGUUCUUCUUUGCUUCCAUUCUUUCCAAUCCGGAGUUUCAGCAACAGAUUUCUGGGAAUAUAUGGAAAAUCGUCAAACUGGCUCUCUCCCCGAAGUGGAUGACUUACGAGGGGGACGACUUGCAGGUGAAAGUGGGCCACCAGCCGCAGUGCCCAUCGCGGAACACAGGGGAGGAGGAGGCCCCUCUGCACAACCCCCUCCUCGACGCAGGGAAGAGCCACCUGGGAACGAUCAGCUGCGAUGUUCACGACGGUGGCGGUGUUUUCAGCGACAGCGGUGUCAGUCACGUUGACGAUGUUCGUCACAUUAGUAAUGUUCACCACGUUACCAGUAUUCGCCUCAACAGCGAUGACCUCGUGGAGGCCCAUCCGCGAGAGGCGGUCCCGAAUCGGGAGGAGCUUCUCCCCCUGGGGAGGAACAAGGGAAACGCGCCUAGUGGGGCAGCCCCCGUGGAGGGUUGCCAAAUGGGAGAGGUUGCACUAGAAAAGAAGCAAGUCAUGAGCGAAACAAAGCAAGAUACGAACGAAAGGGAGCAAACUACAAACGAAGCGGAACAAGCUGCCAACGAAAUGAGACAUGUGAUUAACCUCUUUGAGCGCGCACACAUGUGUGACGGGCAUGCCGACGUAACCGCGUGCAAGCAGACGUACACUGGGCAAGCGUUCCAAACUAACAUGGCAGGGAACUUACGACAUGUGGACACGCAACAGUUGGAUGAGCUACGAAGCUUCCUCUUUCCACCCCACCCAAGUCAGAACAACUCCACCCCCAUAAGUGGCAUUUCUAUCUCUAAAUUUAAGAGCGUUAAGGAAGGGGCAGGUCAUUUGGAAAGUUUGAGAACAGUUCACCGAUUGAAUGGUUCCUAUUUUGCUAACAGGAUUGAGCGAAGCGAUGGCCACGGGGGUGGAGCCAUCCCCCCAGGAACGGUACUUCCCGGCGAGGCACCUCUUGGAACGACGUCGCGCAGCGGUUCUGUGCCAGGCUCCGCUAUGUCAAGCUCCGCUAUUCGAAGCUCCCCUAUGCCUAACUACUCACCAACUGACCAUGCAAUCACCCCCACGCGCGGAAUCGCAGUGCGAGUGAAAUUCUUCCUGCUGGACGCCUACAGGUUCUAUGCGCAGAAGUAUUACUUCUACUAUUAUUACGUGGAGCGGGUCAAGGCGGUUCUGCAGAAGGCGCUGGGGGUGAAGUUCUUUUGA
Plasmodium inui San Antonio 1 is the source of this 1986-nucleotide messenger RNA. RefSeq lists its product as hypothetical. Lineage: Eukaryota; Apicomplexa; Aconoidasida; Haemosporida; Plasmodiidae. The record is from RefSeq and is a predicted model, not a curated record. The transcript has a single exon. The coding region runs from base 1 to 1986 and encodes 661 amino acids.